GGAAGAUGAGAGACGGACCGAGCACGCUGCCUGCAGACCAAAAGAGUCUUCCUGGUCACAUCAGAUCACAGUUUGAUUUAAAGUCCGAGUCCAGCUUCAUUAGGAUCUGAACACAUCCAGGAAGGAAACAUGUCUUCAGGAUCAGAACCAAGACAAAGAAGAGACAGCAAAGAACAUCCUCCUGAUAUGUCUGAAUUAAUGAACAAACUUCUUAAUCUUGCAGCUUCAUUCAUCAGAGAGUUUGACAGCAGUGAACAGAAGAUGAGACAGAUUGUUAGAGAGUUUAGGGAGAUCUCUGAUGGAGUCAGAAAGAUGCCGGAGGGAGCAGGGAUAUGGGCUGGACACUCGGGAACAGGAGGAAAGGGACUCCCGGGCUUUGGAGGUCUGUUCGGUUGGGGGGGGGGUCUCUCAGGAGGGUUAGUAGGAGGGUUAGUAGCAGCAGCAGCUGCUGCUGUUGGAGGAGGUGCUGCUGUUGGAGGAUCUGGUCUUGUUGAAGGUGAUGUUGGACGUGCAAGAAACCCAAAUAAAGUGGAUGAAAGUCCAGAAAGAGUAAAAAUGUUGGGGAAAGACUUCAUGAAGAUCAUUGAACGGCUGAACCUGAGAGAAAUAAAGAUGACGUGUGAGAAGUUGGAGCAAAGAUCAGCUGAACUUCAGGCUGAAAAGACUCUGGCAGUAAUGGGGGAGUUUCAGAGGACUCUGAGACGAGUUUCUGAAGAUAGAAGAGAAAUCCCCCAUUUGGCUGAUAUGUGUAUCAGGGUGGUUGAUGACUGUGAUCAGAUGAAGAAAGAACUCAAAGACUUCACAGAAAAGUAAAGAUAGAAGCUCCAGUUUGUAGAAAAGGCCUUGUUUCUUCAUAAUGUCUUCUCACUAAAUCUGCAGUUUGAGAUAUAGAACUUAAUAUUUGGCACACAAAUAUUCCUCUGGUCCUAAUUAU
This is a messenger RNA of Sander lucioperca (pikeperch), 934 nucleotides long. RefSeq lists its product as uncharacterized. The transcript is spliced from 2 exons. The record is from RefSeq and is a predicted model, not a curated record. Bases 130 to 813 code for a protein of 227 amino acids. NCBI's taxonomy places the organism in Eukaryota, Metazoa, Chordata, Actinopteri, Perciformes, Percidae.